Messenger RNA from Colletotrichum orchidophilum, 858 nucleotides. Its product is annotated as TRI15 protein. Lineage: Eukaryota; Fungi; Ascomycota; Sordariomycetes; Glomerellales; Glomerellaceae. Gene Ontology annotation, cellular component: preribosome, large subunit precursor. The record is from RefSeq and is a predicted model, not a curated record. Gene Ontology annotation, biological process: ribosomal large subunit biogenesis. The transcript has a single exon. The coding region runs from base 1 to 858 and encodes 285 amino acids.
AUGGACUCUUCCUCCGCGGCCAUGCAACCCUUCGCUCCUGGGCAAUGCCUAUUCUGCUCCAUUCUCUCACCAAACUUCCCUGCCAGUGUCACUCACAUGCAAAAAUCACACGGACUAUUCAUACCACAUCGGCAAAAUCUAGUAGUCGAUAUCGAGACUCUCUUCAAGUACCUGCAUCUCGUCAUAUUCGCAUACCGAGAAUGUCUACAUUGCGGGACCGAGAGAACAACGGUUCAAGCCGUGCAGCAGCACAUGAUCGGCAAGGGUCACUGCAGGUUUGACCCGUUGGAGCGAAAUUCCGAGUUUGCCGACUUUUACGACUUCAUAGUCUCCGAGGCGGAAGAUGGCGAAGAGAGUUACACUGAGAGCGGCGAUGAGGAGGCAGCAAGCCCAAAUCGACAGCCAUUACAGGUCGACGAGGACUCGCUCCGGUUACCAUCAGGCAAAAUCAUAUCCAAGCGGUCCACGGAACAAAUGGGGCCAUCUAUCAACCAUGUACGGCGUCAGAUCCGGAUUCCGCCUUCACAGCUAGAAUACACUCGGGUAGAAUCCGACGAGGAGGAGUCCAGCGAGGCCCGCCAGGAAUCGGGUACCUGCGAGACACAGGCACUGUCAAAGAGGGAGAAACGAGAGAGGGCAGUCAUCACGCAUCAGCUGGCAAAUAUGAGGGCGAAUGACCGAAAAGCCUUGAUGCACUUACCUACGUCGCAGCAGCGGUCAUUGCUGGCGGCGCAGCACAGAAACGAGGAGAAGGUGCAAAAAGAGGAGCGCCGCCGGCAGGGCAAGAUUGAUCGGAAGGGGAAUAAGAACUUGCAUGCGUACUGGCACACUGAAACGCCCAUUUUCCAGUGUGGGUAG